UCAGUUUCCGCCCGGCUCACCCGGUCUUGCUCACGCGGCUGGAAGUCAAGAUGGAGGAGUAUGCUCGAGAACCUUGCCCCUGGCGAAUUGUGGAUGACUGCGGUGGAGCCUUUACGAUGGGCACCAUAGGCGGCGGGAUCUUUCAAGCUAUCAAAGGUUUUCGAAAUUCUCCAGUGGGAGUAAACCACAGACUUCGAGGGAGUUUGACAGCUAUUAAAACCAGGGCUCCACAGUUGGGAGGUAGCUUUGCCAUUUGGGGAGGUCUGUUCUCCAUGAUUGACUGUAGUAUGGUUCAAGUCAGAGGCAAAGAAGACCCCUGGAAUUCCAUCACUAGUGGUGCCUUGACAGGGGCCAUCCUGGCAGCGAGAAAUGGACCGGUGGCCAUGGUCGGGUCAGCUGCGAUGGGUGGCAUUCUCCUAGCUUUAAUCGAAGGAGCUGGUAUCUUGUUGACAAGAUUUGCCUCUUCACAAUUUCCCAACGGCCCUCAGUUUGCGGAAGAUCCCUCCCAGUUGCCUUCAGCCCAGUUACCACCUUCACCUUUUGGAGACUACCGGCAGUAUCAGUAGGACUUGACUCCCAGGGUCUUCUCAUCAGAAUGAGCUGCGUUGAAAAAGGGUUUUAGAAGAUCAAGUUACAGUCUGUUUUUAAAACUGUAGGUGGGACAACUGUGGCCAAAUAGGCUAUGAAGAGACUUUUAGCACUUUUUCUAUUUAAAGAAACAUGAAGAGGGAUAGAAGAUACUACAUUUAUUUAUUCACACUUGGAUUGCAUUUGUGAUCAAAAUAGAUGUCUAAUAUCAUUAAAAGAAAAUGCAGUAAGUGCUUAGAAGAUGAAGGACCAAAGGGCAAAUUACAGUGAAACGUGACCUUCGUUUCCCUGGGGACUUCUCGGGCUGGCUUUAUGUGUGCUGUUAUUCAAACAAUAAAAGCUCCUGGAACUUACUUUUCUUGUAAGAUAAGCUGUAGAAUUCUACUUUUCAUACUGAGCCUACUUCAUGUAAUGCAUGUUUUGUACAAGUCCCUCAUCUCAAAUUAUGUAGAAGAAUGGUGAGAGGCAACAGGAACCACAUCACAGUGAAAUGCUCUGUGGGUUUAGGGCAUAGUGAAAUGCUUGUCCUUUAAAAGCAGAAGGCAGGGUGUGCUGUCUUGGCCUUGAGGAUACGGAAUGCAAAACCGUUACCUUUCAGGUGCGUGUUUUGAUUCGUGGUCAUGACAAUCUCAGGAGAAGCAACUUGGUUCCAAUAUACUUGAUUCUACGUGAGGAGAAUUCUUGCAGGGAGAAGUUUUGGGUUCCUUGUGUGCUUACAGAUAAAAUAUGCUGUUUUUAAUGUGUCUUAAGUCCCUUAAGCUGAUUGAGGAGAUACGUAAUUUUUUUUUUUUUUUUUGCUGGACUGGGGAUUAAACUCAGGCCGUUGCUCUUGC
Molecule: messenger RNA, 1421 nt
Organism: Octodon degus (degu)
Lineage: Eukaryota; Metazoa; Chordata; Mammalia; Rodentia; Octodontidae
Gene: Timm17a
Product: translocase of inner mitochondrial membrane 17A
Exons: 6
Coding region: 51-566 (171 amino acids)
Biological process (GO): protein import into mitochondrial matrix
Cellular component (GO): mitochondrial inner membrane; TIM23 mitochondrial import inner membrane translocase complex
Molecular function (GO): transmembrane protein transporter activity
Source: RefSeq, a predicted model, not a curated record